Messenger RNA from Melitaea cinxia (Glanville fritillary), 1639 nucleotides. RefSeq names its product cytochrome P450 4d2-like (gene Cyp4l6). The transcript has 11 exons. Bases 83 to 1582 code for a protein of 499 amino acids. The record is from RefSeq and is a predicted model, not a curated record. Gene Ontology annotation, molecular function: monooxygenase activity; oxidoreductase activity, acting on paired donors, with incorporation or reduction of molecular oxygen; heme binding. NCBI's taxonomy places the organism in Eukaryota, Metazoa, Arthropoda, Insecta, Lepidoptera, Nymphalidae.
UUACAUUCGACGCUGUGAAACGGACGUUUCGAUAACGAAUUAACUUUUUUUUAAAAAAUUCGAGAUAUUUAUUGAAGUGAUAAUGAUUGUGUUUUUAUUAUUGAUAAUAUUAGGCUUUGUCCUUUUGACGUCCUGGUUGUUAUUAAAAAAUGAUUGCCGUAAAAUUAGUGUACCAGGACCAAAUCCCUUACCUCUAUUGGGAAACGGACAUUUAUUUGCUACUAAAUCCAGAGAGUUCCUGCCUCUUCUUCACAAACUAAAAGUGGAUCAUGGAGACGUAUAUCGAGUACACCUAUUCCACACGCCCUACGUUCUAUUAUCACACCCCAAGUACAUAGAGCCGCUUCUAUCUCACACAGAGCUAAUAACUAAAGGUCAAUCGUAUGACUUCCUGAGACCAUGGCUCGGCAACGGAUUACUGACGUCCACAGGUAGAAGAUGGAGAACGACAAGAAAAUUCUUAACGCCAGCCUUUCACUUCAACAUACUGCAGAACUAUUUGACAGUUUUCUUGAAAAACGAAAAGAUUUUAUUGAAAAAGUUACAAAACUUUACGGAUGGUAAAGCUUUUGACACUUUCCCUGUUAUUGCGUUGACCGCCCUGGAUAACGUAACAGAGUCAAUCAUGGGAGUCUCUGUCGAUGCUCAGAAUAACAGUGAAUCUGAAUACGUUAAAGCAAUUGAGAUUCUCGUAAAGAUAUUGUCGAUGAGAAUGAGGAAUCCAUUUUUCGGUGUUGAAGCAUUUUUCAAAUUGUUUAAAUAUAAAAAACAACAAGACGAUGCUCUGAAAAUUCUCCACUCUCACUCAGAAAAGGUCAUCAAAAUGCGACGUGAAGAAAUAAAAAAUUCAAACAAAAGUUUAAAUGAAAAUUCUGAUUUGGGUAUUAAGAACAAAUAUGCAUUUUUGGAUCUACUUCUCCUAUCUGAAGUCGAUGGUGUUAAGAUUAGUGACCAACACGUCAGAGAAGAAGUAGAGACAUUCAUGUUCGAGGGUCACGACACAACGACGUCUGGAAUCUGUUUUACGCUAUACUGUCUUUCACAUCAUCCCGACAUUCAAGAAAAACUUAUAGAAGAACAGAAAAAAAUACUCGGCGAAAAAUUAGAUAGGGAUCCAACAUACACGGAAUUGCAGCAAAUGAAAUACCUUGAACUUGUUAUAAGAGAAGGUCUUCGGAUUUAUCCUUCCGUACCAUUGGUAGAAAGACUUGUGACGAAAGAUACUGAUCUUGGUGAUGUAAAGUUGUUAAAAGGUUCAACAGUUAUCGUUAAUUUUUUCGAACUGCAUCGGCAUCCGGAACUUUAUGACAACCCCUUAGAAUUUCGUCCUGAGAGAUUGGACACUGUAUCUGCUAAUUCGGCGAAGAGCGCGUUUAGUUGGCUUGCGUUUAGUGCUGGUCCCAGGAAUUGUAUUGGUCAAAAGUUCGCUAUGAUGGAAAUGAAAGUUAUAAUAGCGAGUAUUGUCAAGAAUUUUGUUUUGUUACCAGUGGAAGUGAAAGAAUUAGGACUAUGUGCGGAACUUAUAUUGAGAUCGGAUGAAGGAGUCCACAUUAAACUGAAACCUAGAACUAAGAACUAUUAAUAAAUAUAUACUUUAUACUUUAAAUUAUAAAAUACACCCUUGGUUCAUACGAUAAAA